Molecule: messenger RNA, 3300 nt
Organism: Salvelinus fontinalis (brook trout)
Lineage: Eukaryota; Metazoa; Chordata; Actinopteri; Salmoniformes; Salmonidae
Product: aminopeptidase O-like
Exons: 5
Coding region: 177-557 (126 amino acids)
Cellular component (GO): nucleolus
Molecular function (GO): metalloaminopeptidase activity; zinc ion binding
Source: RefSeq, a predicted model, not a curated record
CUCUCUCUCUCCCUCCCUCUCCCUCUCUCUCUCUCCCUCCCUCCCUCCCUCUGCUCAACAUUCCUCUUUCUCCUGUUCGAUCACUCCCCUCCCUCUCUCUCUCUCUCUCUCUCCCUUUCUCUGGUUCACACCCUCCUCUGCUCUCCCGAUCAGUCUAUAUGUGAAGGGAGUUCCGUAUGGUUACAGACUCGGCUGGUGGAAGAAGUCAAAGCAAGGUAGUACAAUGGAUUGGUGUCAGUCCGAGCGAUGGAAAGGGCAGGAAGCAGAAGAGAGCAGAACCCAAAGAGAACUUCAACGAGGUGACGCCGGAGCAGCUGGUGUUGUUAUUGGAGCUCCUGCUGACGGAGGCGGAGCUAAGUGUGACGUCAUUGCAUAUGAUACAGAGAACCUAUGAUGUACAGAACAAGGACGCUGAGGCCAUGGGUGUUUAUCUGUAUGGGGAGCUGAUGGUUCAAGAGGACUCUGGGCAGCAGGCUCUGGCCAGGCGCUAUCUCUCAUUGGUCCAGGAUGAGAAGGACCAAUCAGCUCGCAGAGUGGUGGAGGAGCUGGUCGAAUGAGCUGGCACACAACUGGUACUGACCCGCCCAGCUGAGCCUUCUCAUAACUAUAGGCUGUCCAGCUGCCCGCCUUGGGACAUGAGAGGGAGAGGAAAAGCUGAGGAGUCACAAGGAAGUAAUGCUCUCACUACUUCAUCUCCAGACAGGAAGACAGGAAGACAGAACCAGAAUCCAACUUCUAUAUGGCUUCAUGUCCUUAUUUCCUUUCCUGCGUAAUCACUGAAGUGAAAGCAAAGAUGGUGGAUAAACAAAGAUGUCCCAUUUAGGAUUUUUACCCCAAAAAUUGUCAGUUCUGGUCUGCGUAACGGGGUGGCUCUCCCAUAGGCACCAAUGCAUUAUCAGCUGGGUCUGGUCUGCUUAGUUAAUUGACUGUAUAUGAACCAGAAAAAAGGAGGGACUGGGAUGUCUUGCUUUCUCAUCAGUCUUUGAUUGAACCUGGUCAGAAAUAUUACACUAUACACUCAGUGGCUAGUUUAUUAGUUACACACAUCUACUACUGGGUCGGAACCCCUUUGCCUCUAGAACUGCCUGAAUUCUUCGGGGGAUGGAUUCUAUGUUCAGAUACACUUUGCCAUUUAAACGUUGCUCAGUUGGACUCAAGGGACUUAAUGUGUGCCAGGAAAACAUUCCCCACAGCCACCAGCCUGUACCGUUGAGUCCAUGCAGGAUGGGGCCAUGGACUCAUGCUGCUUACGCCAAAUCCUUGCUCACCACUGUUGUACUGCGCCGUUAUUUGCUUGAUUGUGGCCCUCCUGUUAGCUUGCACCAUUCUUUCCAUUCUUCUUUUACCUCAACAAACUGUUUUCGAUCACAGGACUGCCGCAGACUGGAUGUUUUUUGUUUGUCACCCUAUUCUAAGUAGGAAAAGUCCAGGAAGCUGUCCGUUUCUGAGAUACUGGAACCGGAGCGCCUGGCAUCGACGAUCAUACCACGCUCAAAGUUGCAUAGGUCACUCGAUUUGCCCAUUAUAACAUUCAAUCAAACAGUAACUGAAUUCCUUGAUGUCUGCUUUAUAUAGCAAGCCACAUGACUCAACUGUCUGUAGGAGGGCAAACCAUUUUCGUGAACAGGGUAGUGCACAUAAAAAACUGUCCACUGAGUGUAUAGUACAUUAUAUUGGGAUGCCCACAGCUAUGGAGUGAGAACCUAUCCAGUUCUUUUGUCCAUGGGUGUUCCUAAUAGUGAGGUAUUUUGGGACACAGAUUGGUCGUUACACGAAAUGAGUCCCUUUUGGGUAGUGUACUCACAUCAUUUUAACAUUCUGUCAUAAAGAGCACAUGUUCAACUUAAUAAAAAAUAUGUUUUUCCAUCACAAGAGUUUCAAUUUAAAAAAAUAAAAGAGUAUGUACCUAUUAAGUGCAAAAUAACAGGGUUGACUGUAACAGGGUUGACGAUUUCAAUAUUAAAUCAGACAUAAAUCCCCUUCUAAAAGGAGGAAUGGAAACUUGUUUUUAAAUACCCUUAAAAUGAAUUGCUAAUCACAUGAAAUAAAUAACAAUCUCCAGAAAUGACUUUUUCAAAACAACAAAAUAUCUAGGGCUGCAUUCACAUGCUCGUCGGAACUUCCUAUUUCCUAGUUGUGACGUCAACUUUGUUUCAUUCAUGUGCUUUUAUGUCAGAACAAAUUCUUCAACCAAUAUGACUUUAGCUAGCUUGAUACUGUUAUUAAUUAUAAAGUUAGCUAGCUUGCUUAACAUUGAUGAUAUGGUCAAAUUAGCUAAAUGAUCCAUAUUUAUAAGGUUGCAAUCUUUUGGUUGAAAAGGUAAGUGGUGAAACGUCACAACUCGGCAACUAUAUUUUUCAGGCAGAACUGGGAUUUUCCGAUAACUCCGAUAUCAUGUGAAUGCAAGCUUUUCAAUGAUGGUGAAAACUGGAGGAACUUUGGGGUUAAGCGGGUUAAAAGACUCAACUCCACAGAGGGUGCACAGAGGAACAUGCCAAAAUUCAGCAUUUUGUCACUUUAGCAAACUAAAAAAAUGAUUUAUUUCAGUUGACAUGUGGUCUAUAUUAAAGGGUUUUUAAUUUAAUAUAACAUGCUUUUAAAAUUCUAAAUUGGUGCACAAUUUCUACUUAAAAUGUCAAAGGGAUGCAAAAGGGACUAAUUUUGUGGAAUAACCCAGAUAGUAGAGGGAGAAAGACAGACCAGAGUGUGUAAAGCCUGACCAUCGUGGUAAAUUCCCUUAGAGCUACUCAGUGUGUUUAGUCUGUGGCUGGGAUCUGCUCUAAGAGUUUACACUGGAAAUACCACCAAGAAACAUGUUUUGAUACUAUUAACCUUACCUCGCUAACUAUAACUCUGUAAUCAAGGGUUCUCAAAAAUAUAGGAAUCAAAGAGAAAUCUUAUUCUUAUGGCAUUUGUAAACAUGAAAUGUGGUCUUUUUAAUAAAGUGCUGGCUAGGUUGACAAGACAUUUAUUUUCCUCAGGAAAUGAGUCUUGCGACGAAUAUUUUCUACACUUAAUCAUGUGGACCAGUGGAUCUGUCAAUAAAAAAACAUUGUAAAACAAUGCACGUCUUUUUAAAAUUAAAUUAUAGACGAAAAUGUAUUUCAGUGUACACCACAGUUACACAAUAUGCACACAUAUACUUAUUGUUUUAACAUAUCAUUUAAUUGUUUUGCCCUAAAAGUGAUGUUAAGGAACAGUAUAAUUUCAGCCAGUAGUUUUGAGUGGUACUCACAGAGGCAAAACGGCACACAUUUUUUUGUGUACUACGUUAUCCAAUUGUGUUGUCAUAGCUGUCGC